UUCGGGAAUAGGGGAGUAUCACGUUUUCUUCCUUGAGAAAAUUGCCUGGGCGAGAGAGUGGAGUUGAGCUAAUUGUAGCCUAAUCCUUGGCCCAGAGGCGCUUGGGCAGCCCGGAGCAAGAAUUUUCUUUUUUAGCUCUGCUCUGUUAUUUAGAGACGGAUUAUUGGCUUUCUUCUUCUCAUAACAAACCACAGGGGCAGUUUCAUUUAGGCAAAAAGGCAGACAAGAAGCUGAAAUACGAAGCAGGAUUUCAACAAGAGCGCACAUUUUUUUACGCGUAUCCAAAUAAGAGCAGAGAAGGGGAAGGAGAUCAUCUCAUCUAUGUUCAAGGAGGGAAGAAGCAUGUCACGGCUGUCUCUGACCCGGUCCCCGGUCUCUCCCCUGGCCGCCCAAGGGAUCCCUCUGCCGGCUCAGCUGACCAAGGCGAACGCCCCGGUCCACAUUGAUGUCGGGGGACACAUGUACACAAGCAGCCUGGCCACCCUCACCAAGUACCCAGACUCCAGAAUCAGUCGUCUGUUCAAUGGCACCGAGCCCAUCGUGUUGGACAGCUUGAAGCAGCACUACUUCAUAGAUCGGGAUGGCGAGAUAUUCCGCUACAUUCUCAGUUUCCUCAGGACCAGCAAACUGCUCCUUCCAGAUGACUUCAAGGACUUCCACCUGCUGUAUGAAGAGGCACGUUAUUACCAGCUGACACCCAUGAUUAAGGAGCUGGAGCGCUGGAAGCAGGAGCGUGAGCAACGAAGGAUGGCACAGCCAUGUGACUGCCUCGUGGUCCGAGUCACGCCCGAUCUGGGCGAGAGGAUCGCCCUCAGUGGGGAGAAGGUCCUCAUCGAAGAGAUCUUCCCUGAGACCGGAGACGUAAUGUGCAACUCGGUCAAUGCUGGCUGGAACCAGGACCCAACACACGUCAUCCGCUUCCCCCUCAACGGCUACUGCAGGCUCAACUCCGUCCAGGUUCUGGAGCGCCUUUUCCAGAAAGGUUUUAGUGUGGCGGCGUCUUGUGGAGGCGGAGUGGACUCCUCCCAGUUCAGCGAGUACGUACUGUGUCGCGAGGACCGGCGGAGUCUCUCCAUCAACACGCCCAUCAGGAUAAAACAGGAACCCCUGGACUAGAGCUCUCUGGGAGAGGGACUGUCCAAGAGAGUGCCCCCCCCCCCCCCACUAC
Messenger RNA from Myripristis murdjan (pinecone soldierfish), 1168 nucleotides. It is a transcript of the gene kctd15b, whose product is annotated as potassium channel tetramerization domain containing 15b. The coding region runs from base 322 to 1116 and encodes 264 amino acids. The record is from RefSeq and is a predicted model, not a curated record. The transcript has 5 exons. Gene Ontology annotation, biological process: protein homooligomerization. Gene Ontology annotation, molecular function: protein binding. NCBI's taxonomy places the organism in Eukaryota, Metazoa, Chordata, Actinopteri, Holocentriformes, Holocentridae.